AUGGCAAAGGGAAGUGUCAUCAACCUCGUCCUCCUUGCAGCGCUGGCACUGCUACUACGAACCAGUUGGGCCUCGAUUGGAAUGGAAAAUGACGCAGAAGAAGAAAGAGAACUGCACCUGUCAAGGAGACAAGAUUCCUACAGCUUUCUGGAGGCUUCCUUAAACGCCCUGGAAGUUAAGACCCCCCUUUCUCCAUACGAAAGAGUUAAGAGGAAAACAUCACAUGCAGAAUUAGGUUACGUUCACCAUGAGAUGAUUAAAAAAUUGAAAAUUGAGAAGUUGGACAACAUCACCAACAUUAGAAAUAUCGUCAGUAGGUGUGUCUCGGAUUCGAUCCAACACACGAUGCGGGCCAUAACGAGUAUCCUCGAGGAAGUCCUAAGCUACAACGAAUUCUGCACGUCGCUCGAUGAGCACUUCUCCUACCUAUACGACGCGAACGUUACAUUCAAAAUUAUAAUAAAAACCUGCAGAACAGCAACGGAAAACGAGCUGAGGGGAAAUUAUUUAUCUCUAUAUGUGGAGGACUUUAAAUCAAUUUUACAAGCGUUAAAAAGCCCACACAUUUCAUUCCACGAUCUUGAUGAUAUGUCAAAAUGCUUGGCUAAAUUUUACCAAUCAUUUAUUUCCCCCUUUCAAGUCUAUGUCCCUGAGACAUCACUUUACAUGAAAUUUAUUGGAGCGUACACAAACCUGAAUGGCCUUUACAAAGUAGAAGAUUUCGUUAAAGAGUUUCUUAAAACUUUCCACGCAGGCAUGUCUGAGGAAGAAAUCACUCUCUUCUUUGACAAUUUAUUCCGUCUAUACACACGUUCUUUUUCGCACGGCCGGUGUUUAUAUCAACAAAAAUGA
Molecule: messenger RNA, 852 nt
Organism: Plasmodium inui San Antonio 1
Lineage: Eukaryota; Apicomplexa; Aconoidasida; Haemosporida; Plasmodiidae
Exons: 2
Coding region: 1-852 (283 amino acids)
Source: RefSeq, a predicted model, not a curated record